Symbiodinium necroappetens is the source of this 1896-nucleotide messenger RNA. The record is from the annotation of a GenBank genome assembly. Lineage: Eukaryota; Dinophyceae; Suessiales; Symbiodiniaceae.
AUGCCGUGUUCAGCAGACAGCCAGCAUUCCUGUUGCUUGCGCCGCGUGCAAGAAGCAUGCAUCCAUGCGCUGGAACUCAUGGCUACAGACAUCCCGGCUCUGGAGGAGCCCACUCGACGUUGCCGAGAACAGGGCAGCGAUGCUCCGCGCCGCUUGCUGGGUGAUUUCUUGAUCCAGUUUUCCGGCUCCCUUUCCGAAGAUCAGUUGCAGGCGAUUGAUGAGGUGUAUGCAGCAGACGCUUUGAGCAAGCCUCCCCCGCUGAGCGUAGAUGCUCUGAAAGGGCUCUGGCUAGCAGCUUCGCCGUGCCAAGUUCUGGUCUGGCGCGGAGACAUUACCCAGCUGGCAGCGGACGUAAUUGUGAAUGCUGCCAACGAGGAAGGUUUGGGCUGCUUUCAGCCGACGCACCGCUGCAUCGACAACGUGCUGCACCGGGCGGCCGGCCCCAGGCUGCGAAGCGAAUGCCGUUUGGAGAUGCAGAAGCGCCAGAAGAAGCUCCUACCUGGCACGAUGCCACUCCUGACGAAAGCCUACCACCUGCCUGCAAAAGCUGUGCUGCACGUUACAGGGCCUCAGAUUUCACCCGGCUCUCGUCCUUCCAGUCUGUCAAGCGAAGAGCUUCGGCUGGCCUACACAAACUGUCUGGAUGCAGCCCGCGAUGCUGGACUUACCAGUGUUGCGUUCUGCUGUAUUUCCACUGGCCUCUUUGGGUACCCUGCGCGCGAAGCUGCGGAAGUUGCACUUACAGCUGUGCACAGGUGGCUGCAGGCACCCGAAAACUUAGCCUCGCUGUCCUCCGUUGUUUUUGAUGUUUUCACUGAGCACGAUGCGUCUUGCCUGCAGCGCCAUUUCCUACUGUGCCAGGCACUGUGCCCCUGCCCACCUGACCUUAGGGAGUGCGGACAAUGGCCCCGAUCUCUCAGAGGUGCAGACGCAGGCUGCAAACAUGGCAGGCGUCAAGGUCAAGACGCUUCUGGUUUUCUCGCCCGGUUGCAUGUUCGGUCUGGAGCACAUCAUGUCACAAAACCAGAGGCAUUCCGUCCGCUGCAGCAAAGCGGGACCAUGUUUGCUCUAUGUGCUCCGACAAUCGACGUUGACAGAGGUCCAAGUCUCCAGUCCGGAGAUGGUUCGUGCACUUCAGAAAGCCAUCGCGAAUCUCAUGGUGACACAGACGAAGCUCCGAGUGCCCCAGAAGAAUUUGGACCUUCGACGCCAAACCGUCCAGAUCCGCUGAGAAGCGGGCAAGGGGACAAAGCAACGCUCCGCAAGGCGCUGGGCGGAUCCCCUGGCCUCGCGGAGCCACCGUCUCUUGGACCCUCCCAAAGGCCCUUCACUCUCACGCUGCCGCUUGCGCUGACCAAGUUCCUGAUCCUUGUGCGCGAAGUGCCAAGUGUUUCUGCUGCGAUACCAAACCGAUCAUCCGUGGCAGUGCGCAGCAGCUUGGAGAGCAUCCUAGUGGACAGUGUUGUCUUGCUCUCUAGCCGGAUGCGCUGCCACAUCAGCAUCCUGCUUGCCCUUCUUACCUUGCCAGGAGUCUCCAGCUUUGGAGAAUCACAGAAAUUUCUGAUCGUGUCUUCUCCGUUGACGGGUCAUGUUGCCUACUUGAAGCUUCCCGUGGACGGGUCACCAGCCACGGCAGAUGGACAGGCAAUGCGGACACUCAUCAAGUCUGGGUUGGUCUUUCCGCAGGGCCUUGCGGUUGAUGACCACAGGCAGCGCCUUUUCGUAGCUGAUCCGAACAAGACAGGGCUGGUGAUGUAUCCACUUUCAUCGAAUGGAGACACGCUGUCAGUCGGAAGUCCGAAGGUGGUGGCAUCAGGUGUACAAACUCGCGCUGUGACGGUGGACGGUCUGGGCAAUGUCGUGUUUUCUGACGAGCCAACGAAUCGAAUUCUCAGA